Messenger RNA from Emiliania huxleyi CCMP1516, 1014 nucleotides. RefSeq lists its product as hypothetical. Gene Ontology annotation, molecular function: protein binding. The transcript has 6 exons. Bases 1 to 1014 code for a protein of 337 amino acids. Lineage: Eukaryota; Haptophyta; Isochrysidales; Noelaerhabdaceae. The record is from RefSeq and is a predicted model, not a curated record.
AUGCCUGUGUCUGUGUGCCUCCCGAUGCCAACCGCCCCGGCCGACUCCACCCUCGUCUCAAAGUGCGCUGCCUUCGACGCCUUUUCCGCCGGCAAGCGGCCGGCAGGCGGCAACGUCGUCCGCGGCGUCCGCUGGUCGCCCGAUGGCUCGUGCCUGCUCACCGCGAGCGAGGACUGCGCGCUGCGCGUCUUCCACCUUCCGAGCGAGGUGGCGCACGAUGCGUACGCCACCACCUGCGCCGCGGAGCUGAGGCCGGCGCUGCGGAUCGACGAGGGCGAGUCCGUGUACGACUACGCGUGGUACCCGCUAAUGUCUGCCCACGACCCGAUGACGUGCUGCCUGCUCAGCACAAGCCGCGGCCGGCCGGUGCACCUGUGGGACGCCGUCAGCGGGACGCUGCGCGCCUCGUACGUCGGCUUCAACCAUCUCGACGAGGUGGACGCCGCCAACUCGGUCGUCUUCGAGCCGUCGGGCCGCUUCAUCUACGCGGGGUACGAGCGCGCCGUGCGAGUCUUCGACGUGACGCGGCCAGGCAGGGCUAUCGAGACGCGGCCGACAGCGGCGACGCGCAAGUCGAGGGACGGCCAGCGGGGCCUCCUGUCGUGCCUCGCCUUCUGCCCCGACGGGUCGGGCCUGUACGCGGCGGGCUCGUUUGCGGGCGCGCGGCGCGACGGGCGGAUCAUCGCUUGGGACGUGCGCAACACGUGCCAGCCGGUGGCCGAGUACGUGCGGUCCUCCCCCACCAACCAGCGCAUCGGCUUCGACCUAUCGCGUGACGGGUCACACCUGUUUACCGGCUCGCGCGACGGGUGUGUGCUCGCCUACCCGCUGCACGGUCCGCCCUCCGAGCCCACCACGCUCCUCUCGUACGCCGACGCGGUGAGCGGCGUCUCGCUCCACCCGUCGCUGCCUCUCCUCGCCGUGUCGGGGAUUGAAGUCUGGAAGUUCCCCCAGGCGGCGGCGAGCGGAGCCUCCCUCGCGGCGGCGCAGCAAGCGGCGGUGGAGGGCGCGUAG